UUAUAUGCAACUGUGCCUGAAAUGGGAUCAAAUUUAAGUUCAAAUGAGACUUUUACGGGCACCUCAGCACCACCGGUGAGUACGAGACCAGUAUCUCCUUUCAACUUGCUCACUGUAAAAAUCCUAAGAGUGAGGAAUGUCCGGAAGGCAGAUUUAUUCACCCUUUCAGACUGUUACGUGACACUGUGGCUGCCCACUGCCUCAACUGAGAAGGUUCGGACCAGAACCAUCAGGAACAGCAAGAACCCUGUCUGGAAUGAGGCUUUCUGCUAUAAGAUUGACCGCCGAGUCAAGAAUGUGUUGGAGCUAAAGGUCUGUGAUGAAGACACAAUCACCAGGGACGAUGAACUCUGCACAGUUCUCUUUGACAUUGAUAAACUCACUGUGGGACGUACUGCACGAGUGAAGUUUCAGCUGAAUCCACAGACACGUGAGGAGCUGGAGGUGGAGUUCACAUUGCAGAACAC
This is a messenger RNA of Merops nubicus (carmine bee-eater), 467 nucleotides long. RefSeq names its product cytosolic phospholipase A2 epsilon-like. The record is from RefSeq and is a predicted model, not a curated record. The annotation marks the transcript as partial. Gene Ontology annotation, molecular function: calcium ion binding. The transcript is spliced from 6 exons. NCBI's taxonomy places the organism in Eukaryota, Metazoa, Chordata, Aves, Coraciiformes, Meropidae.